UGUAAAUCGUGCUAUUAUGGGGACUCCAAUAGAUUAGUUGAGGAAAAUUUGUACAGAAGGAACUUUCUUUUAUGUGAAUAUUUUCCCUACUAUUUUUUCCUUGGAUAAUCCAAGUGAAGCUGGAAAUUUUGACUUGAAUGAGAAUUAGCUAUUUCCAAAAACACUGCUUUUACCAAUUGAGUUAGAAUAUAUACUGCUUUAUCCUUAUCUAAUUUCAGUUUAUACACAUCAGGUUUUCAUCUUUUAAUAGGGAUUAACUUCGUCCCCUAAUAUGAAAUCUUACUCCAUGAACCUAGGAUCAACUUGUACAAGAGUGGUUAACCCACUUCCUGAAAUGAAUGGCCAAUAGAGCAACUACUUGCUAUCAAAGGAGAUAUGAUCUAGUAAAACCUAAUGUUUGUUUGUGCAUUGAUUAUAAUUCCAUACUUCCGUACGCUUUAGACAUGUCACAUGUUUUCUUUUCUAUUGAUAACGUGGCUUAAUGCAAUUUAUAGCUGCCGAUCGCCAGCUAGCAUCUACUUAAGGAGAUAAAUUAUGUAGCAGUUGACACUGAAAUAUCAGUGUUACUGUGUUAGUAGGGCACAGGAGAACUUGGACAUUAACAGUACUAGACUACUAAGUACUAAUCAAUGUAACCUUAAAAUUUAAUUUAUAUUAAAUUGUAAAAUGGAGAGUUAUCAAUCUGAAUUUGAUACAUUAAAAAUCCCCAUUUUCUAAGGGUCUUAAUUAUUCCAUUUUCUUAUACAAGAAGCAGCGUAACGUGGAUUAUUAGUUGUUUCUUGAGUGAGCAGUAAUAGAAGAUAUUGCCAAAUUUAGUGGAAAGAUCCACCCGGAUUCAAUUAUUACCCAAUUGUUGUUCUUGUUAAUAUAUAUUUAAUGUAAUUUAUUACUGUUUUAAUAGGAAAUCUUCUAUAAUCUCUCAUUUUCUUGUAUAAUUACUGUAAUCUCUAACCUUCUUGUAAAAGCAUAUAUCUUGCUGUCUAUUUAGAAAAAUGAGGCCGCAGAAGGUAAAUGAAUUAUUCAAAACAAAAGCUCUUGUCAUACUAUAAAAUGUUUUCUGGUCUCUUGAUAUUUUGACAUGAUAUCAAAGCCACAACUUUGAACCGUGGUCAACUCUUGUGUUUGGUCCAUAGAAGACGUUAUUCUUGUCUUGUGAUCUUGUGGGUGUCUUCAUGACUUAUCUUCCUGGGUGAUCUAGAGCGAGCAAAGUGAUUUGCAAUCAGUGCAUGAACUAGCAAGAGAGACCAAUUCUUAAUGAAGCUACGCUCUGACUUUGAAGUCACUCAUUCUAAUUUGAUGAACUGUGACCCAGUACCAGCUUUGGAUGCUUGCUUGACUGAACUUCUUCGAGAGGAACAACGCAUAGCAACUCAAGCAGCCAUGGAACACAAAACCAAUUCUUGUGCUCCUGUUAAUGUGGCCUAUGCAGCACAAGGAAGAAAUAAGAGCAGAGAUAUGUGUUCUGUCCAAUGCUACAGUUGUAAAGGAUUUGGUCAUAUUGCAAAGGAUUGCUCACAAAAAUUUUGUAACUACUGCAAGCAGCAAGGGCAUAUCAUCACAGCCUAUCCGAUUCGACAUGAAAGAAAGCAAGGAGUUGCUUAUCAUGCCUCUAUUGGUGCCUCUAGUUCUACUACAUUGCCUGUUUCAACUUCUGUUCCUACACCUCCUGCAAACACACUUACUCCUGAAAUGGUACAACAGAUGAUUCUUUCUGCAUUUUCUACCUUUGGACUCUUAGUAUGAUGGAAAUCAGAAAACUCACACAGUUGAUGGCAACUCUUUGCCUAUCAGUGCUAUUGGAUCCAGUGUCCGAGAAGAUAAUCCUGAAGGGACCUAAAGUGGGACGAAUCUUUCCACUACACUUAUCUUCUUCCAAAAUUUGUCCUACCUUUCCUUUACUUUCUCUAGUCUGUAUUGAUGAUAGACAAAUAAAUAAAAUGUGGCAUAAUCGUUUAGGGCACCCAAAUUCUCAUGUACUUAGUACCUUGUUAAAAUCUGGUUCAUUGGGCAAUAAAGAUUUUUCUGUUCCUUUUGAUUGUACUACAUGCAAACUUGGCAAAAGUAAAGUUUUACCCUUUCCAAAUAAUGCAUCUCGUGCAACCCAUUGUUUUGACAUUAUUCAUAGCGAUGUUUGGGGGAUUUCACCUGUUGUUUCUCAUGCAUGUUAUAAGUAUUUUGUCACUUUCAUAGAUGACUACAGUCGAUUUACUUGGAUAUACUUUCUUCGGUCUAAGGUAGAAGUUUUCUCUGUUUUUCAACGUUUUUUCGCACUUCUUGAAACUCAAUUCUCUGCCCACAUAAAUAUCUUAAGAUCUGAUUCUGGAGGAGAAUAUAUGUCUCAUGAAUUUCAAAGUUUUCUUCAAAAUCAAGGGAUCAUAUCUCAGCGUUCUUGUCCAUCCACAUCGCAACAAAAUGGUGUUGCUAAAAGAAAGAAUUGUCAUCUUCUUGAUGUAAUUCUUCAACAACUAUGGAACAGUUCAAGCCUGGUUUUGUGUAUGAAAGACGUCGUCAAAUUGAUCCUGGUUCUCUUCAUGAUUCUGCCUCGGCACUAUAUCCUGUCACUCCUGUCAUACCUCAUCGUCAAUCCACUCGACCAUCUAAACCCCCUGACUAGUAUGGUUUUUAUACACCUGUAUCUCUAUCAACUACCUUGUCUUCUAUUUGCAUUCCAUCUUUUUACACACAGGCUAUGGAACAUGAAUGUUGGAAACAAGCAAUCCAAGAAGAACUGCAAGCACUUCAAGAAAAUUACACUUGGGACAUUGUUCCUUUUCCUCCCACGGUCAAACCUAUUGGAAGAAUAUGGGGUUGAUUAUGAGGAGACAUUUGCUCCUGUUGCCAAGAUGACUACAAUUCAGACCAUCCUAGCCAUUGCUGCUUCUAAAUCUUGGCCACUGCAUCAAAUGGAUGUGAAGAAUGCUUUUCUUCAUGGUGAUCUAAAAGAAGAAAUCUACAUGAAGCUUCCCUCUGGUAUGACUACUUCCUCUCUUAAUAAUGUUUGUAAACUACGUCGUUCUCUAUAUGGGCUUAAACGGGCUCCUCGGACUUGGUUUGAGAAGUUUCGUAUUACGCUUCUUAAUCCCUCCUUCACACAAAGUCAAUAUGAUUAUUCUCUUUUCUUCCACAAGUCUCCCACGGGUAUAGUUCUCAUCUUGGUUUAUGUGGAUGAUCUAAUUAUUACGAGAACUGAUAAUGGGUUGAUUACUAAGCUUCAAGCAGUGUUACAUGCAACAUUCCGCAUGAAAGAUCUUGGCCAACUCACAUAUUUUUUGGGAUUGGAAGUACAUCAUUGAUCCAAUGGCAUAUAUUUAAACCAACAUAAGUACAUCCAAGAUUUGAUCACUUUGGUUGGUUUAGAAGGAACUACUUCAGUUGAUACUCCUAUGGAAGCAAAUGUCAAAUACAGGAAAGAUGAAGGGGAUCUUUUUGCUGAUCCAACUAUCUAUUGGCGUUUGGUAAGAAGUCUUAUCUACCUAACGACAACUCGACCUGACAUUUCAUAUGCUAUUCACCAAGUUAGCUGGUUUAUGUCUUCUUGUCGACAUCUUCAUUUUGCUGCUAUUUGUCACAUUAUCCGCUAUAUUAUAGGGUCCCCUACACGUGGGUUAUUCUUUCCUAGAGGCUCACCCUUACAACUUUUGGCAUAUAGUGAUGCUGAUUGGGCAGGGUGUCCAGAUACUCGUCAGUCUACUACAGGUUGGUGUAUGUUUCUCGACAGUGCCUUCAUUUCUUGGAAAUGUAAGAAGCAGGAUCAUUAUGUUUCUAAAUCUUCUACUGAGGCUGAAUAUCGUUCAAUGUCUUCUACUUGUUCUGAAAUUGUGUGGCUACGUAGUCUUUUAGAGGAGCUUGGAUUUCACAACCUGACUCUACCCCUCUUCAUGCUGAUAAUACAAGUGCUAUUCAAAUUGCUGCAAAUCCCGUGUUCCACCAACGUACCAAACAUAUCGAGGUUGAUUGCCACUAUAUCAGGGAAGCCUUGACCAGUAAAGUCAUCUUUCUUCCUUACAUCUCCACAAAUCUUCAAGUGGCUAAUAUCUUUACUAAAACUAUGACUAGACAGCGCCAUCAGUUUCUCGUUGGCAAAUUAUUGCUGGUUGACUUACCAGCAUCAAUUUGAGGGGAUGUUAAUAUAUAUUUAAUGUAAUUUAUUACUAUUUUAAUAGGAAAUCUCCUAUAAUCUUUCCCUUUCUUGUAUAACUCCCGUAAUCUCUCACCUUCUUGUAAAAGCAUAUAUCUUGCUGUCUAUUUAAGAAAGAGAGGUCGCAGAAGGCAAAUGAAUUAUUCAAAACAAAAGCUCUUAUCAUACUGUAAAA
This is a messenger RNA of Cajanus cajan (pigeon pea), 4313 nucleotides long. The record is from RefSeq and is a predicted model, not a curated record. NCBI's taxonomy places the organism in Eukaryota, Viridiplantae, Streptophyta, Magnoliopsida, Fabales, Fabaceae.